GUGAUCUUCUAGCCCAGCUAGGGCGACGAGGAGAAUCGAUGCUCUCGCGGCGCUCAUCUGCAAUCAUCGAUCGUGUUUUCCUGGAAUGUCGCUGCUUCACUCGGGGUAUUCGCUGCUAAUCCGUCGCCGGGAGCCGUGCUUCGCCACUGCCGAGCGCAAUGCCGGAUUGCGCUGCGAUGCUGUGACAAUUUCCAGGCGAGGAGCUUGGAUAGAGGAAGCGAGUGAUAAGUGGGAGGGAAACGCUGUGAGGAGGAAUUCUUCAUGGAUCGGGCCGAGAAAGAGCGGAUUGAGAGGCCUUCACUGUUGCAGCCAUCGAUCGAAGAAUGAAGGCGUUCUCAAUGAUUCUAAGAGGAACUUUUCUGUGGUCGCUUUAGAAAAGCAUAAGCCGAGAAGUGUUCGCUGUUGCAACAAUCCAGCAAAGAAAGGAGCUGUGGAUGUCGCUGAGAAAAUCAGUUCUCCAUCAAUUCUUCCUGGAAAACAUGAUUCCAAACCCGAGAGUGUUGAGUCGUCACGUCCACCUUAUCCUGCAUGGGCCAGGCCUGUGGAAGUUGUCGCGGAUUUCUUCGACGUGGACAUAAGCAAAGGAUUAAACCGUGAUGCCAUCGACAAGAAGAGGACCACGUAUGGCUGGAACGAGUUGCAGAAGCCGGAAGGGACCUCGUUUUGGAAGCUUGUUCUCGAGCAGUUCGACGAUACUCUGGUCCAGAUCCUACUUGCGGCAGCAGGUGUAUCUUUCGCUCUGGCCUUUUCGGAGCUUGAGCCGGGGAGUAAGCUUGGUCCUGGAGCUUUUACGGAGCCACUGGUGAUACUUUCCAUCAUCAUCUUAAACGCAGUCAUCGGGGUCUGGCAGGAGAGCAAGGCCGAGAGCACUCUUCAGGCUCUGAAAGAGAUGCAAUCAGAAGAGGCCCGAGUUUUGAGAGAUGGGAAGGAGAUUGUGGAUCUUCCAGCCAGAGAACUCGUGCCGGGUGAUAUAGUGGAACUACGAGCGGGUGAUAAAGCCUCAGCUGAUAUGCGAGUUGCCUUCCUCAAGUCCGGGACCAUAAGACUUCAGCAAGCGGCUCUCACUGGUGAAAGUCAGCCGGUUUUGAAGCAACCAGAUUCUGAAAGUGACGAAGAGGUUGAAAUUCAAGGGAAGGACAACAUGGUUUUUGCUGGGACGACCGUGACGAAUGGAUCAUGCAUUUGUAUAGUUACCGAUACUGGGAUGGCUACCGAGAUUGGGAAGAUUCAAACGCAGAUACAGGACGCUUCUUUGUCAGACUAUGACUCUCCUCUCACUCGUAAGCUGGACGAGUUUGCGGACGUUCUGACCAAGGUUGUCGCUGCGAUUUGUGGUAUUGUCUGGGUGGUGAACUACAAGUACUUUCUCACCUGGGACGUUUCGAAUGGUCUGCCUUCGAAUGUACAGUUCGACGUUGGACAGGCAACGUACUAUUUCAAGGUUGCAGUGGCGUUAGCUGUAGCAGCCAUUCCUGAAGGUCUACCGGCUGUUAUCACAACUUGUCUUGCUCUUGGAACGAGACGAAUGGCCGAGGAGAAUGCCAUCGUACGAAAGCUGCCAUCGGUAGAAACGCUGGGCUGCACAACAGUGAUAUGUUCCGACAAGACGGGAACACUGACGACCAACCAGAUGUCAGUUGUGCAGCUACUGGCGGUUGAAGGUCCUGACGAACUGAGAACGUUUCGGGUUACUGGAACAUCGUAUGAUCCAGACGACGGACACGUAAUUGGUUUACCUUCAGAACUGGAUCACAACCUUCGGACAUUGGCUCGGAUUUGUGCUCUGUGCAACGAUGCUGGCAUCCAAUUCAAAAAUGGCAGUUAUAGCGCGACUGGAAUGCCUACGGAAGCAGCAAUGCUGGUUCUUGUGGAGAAACUUGGUGUACCAGAUAAACAGUCGCUUCAAAAGUUCAAGGCGAAGAGAAUGGCCGAUCCAGUUGGAGCUGCAUUAAGUAAAGAACUGUGCCUUUUUCUGAUCUUUAUACUCAUGUUUUCGUUUUUAUGUUCAGCGGCUUGCGCUCAUUUUAGCAAGACAAACCAGCGACUUUUUACUCUCGAGUUCGACCGUGUACGCAAGUCGAUGAGUGUCAUUGUGCAGGAGGACGAAGGAAACUCGUUGCUAGUCAAGGGAGCGGCAGAAUUCGUCCUGGAAAGAUGCACGAGUGUGCAGCUGAAAGACGGCUCGGUCGUGCCACUAACUCCGAGCUUCCGGGAAAAUAUCAUCUCAUGCAUCAAUGCUAUGACGUCAAAGGGUCUUCGAGUACUUGCUCUUGCCUCGAAGAGCGACCUCGGUCCAUUGUCCGAUUAUACGGGACCGGACCACCCUGCGCAGAACAUACUCGUUAAGCCGGAGAGCUACGUCCUCGUCGAAAGUCAGCUAACGUUCGUAGGAUUGGCGGGCUUGCAGGACCCUCCUCGGCCAGAAGUCAAGGAGGCAAUCGAUGACUGCAAGCGAGCUGGUAUCCGCGUUAUAGUCAUCACUGGUGACAACAAGAACACAGCCGAAGCUAUUUGUUGCGAGAUAGGCCUGUUCUCCAGCCAGAACGAUCUGAGCGAACACUCACUCACCGGCAAGGACUUCAUGAAACUGUCAGUCAGUGACAGACGAGCGCUACUUCUCGGCAACCAGUCCGACAGCAAAGGCUUCGUUUUCUCUCGCUCGGAGCCCAUACACAAGCAGGAGAUCGUCCGGGUUCUCAAGGAUGGCGGCGAGAUCGUCGCAAUGACCGGCGAUGGCGUGAACGACGCACCGGCCUUGAAGCUAGCCGAUAUUGGAAUCGCCAUGGGCUUGAGUGGCACAGAGGUGGCCAAGGAAGCUAGCGACAUGGUUCUAGCCGACGAUGACUUUGCAACGAUCGUGGUAGCCGUGCGAGAAGGCCGGUCCAUCUAUGACAACAUGAGAGCGUUCAUUCGCUACCUCAUCUCCUCCAACAUCGGGGAGGUGGUGGCGAUCUUCCUGACCGCCAUCCUUGGAAUGCCGCAAGGACUCAUCCCAGUCCAGCUCCUCUGGGUGAAUCUCGUCACGGACGGAGCGCCAGCCACGGCACUGGGAUUCAAUCCACCGGACACCGAUAUCAUGGACAGGCCCCCGCGGCUUCCAACCGAAGGCUUCAUCAGCGGCUGGACGCUCUUCCGGUUCCUCACGAUCGGACUCUACGUUGGGCUUGCAACCAUCGGGAUCUUCGGCCUGUGGUACUUGAACGACGAUUCCUUCCUCGGGAUUGAUCUCUCCAGGGACGGCCACACGGCAGUGAGCUUCCAGCAGCUAAGUCACUGGGGAGAGUGCCCGCUCUGGCCGGAGUUUCACGCCAAUCCAGUGACCAUCGCCGGGAACGAGGUGAUGUCGUUCGCUUCCAGCUGCGAUUACUUCACGGUCGGGAAGCUCAAGCCGUCGACGCUGGCGAUGUCGACGCUGGUGAUGAUCGAGAUGUUUAACGCGCUCAACGCGCUGUCCGAGACGAACAGCUUGCUCAAGGUCCGGCCUUGGGCGAACAAGUGGCUGCUGGUGGCCAUCGCCGUGUCGCUUGGCUUGCAUGGAACGAUCCUCUACACGCCGUGGCUGGCCGAGGUGUUUGGAGUGGUGCCGCUGGAUUGGAACGACUGGCUCUUGGUGCUCGCGUUCUCGUUCCCGGUGAUUCCUCUGGAUGAGGCCUUGAAGCUGGCCGGCCGAGUGUUCUUCCACAAGAAAGUCCAAGAGUAGCGAGUGACAGUUGCCUGGAUGGAAAUCACGUUAAAAACAUCCACUAGAGAGAGCUGGUUCCCGGUGAUCACGGAAGAACCAUUAUCGUUUUAUUGACCGCGAUAUUAUUUUUCUUUGCGGAUCUGACGCUCAACGUCAAGGGGUGGCAGUCACACGCAUCAGUUAAGUUUGAAAAUUUCAGAAGAAUCUAUCAAGAAGAAACAAAAGAAUCCACAGUGAGAAGAAAAAGAGAAGGAAAAGACUGCUUACCUUAGCCGCGUCAAAGUUCCAGAGAGAGAUUGAUGCGUCGAGUAAUGCCAACAGGACUUCGUUUCUAGAAUCCUGCGAAGCUGCCGCGGUAUAAUCAUGUUCCAUAGUGCUGGUUGGUGUUGAAACUUUAAAAGCUCUGACGUAUAAUCGAGACCGUGUCAAUCCAUCUUGGAAUUUA
Selaginella moellendorffii is the source of this 4127-nucleotide messenger RNA. RefSeq names its product calcium-transporting ATPase 2, endoplasmic reticulum-type. The transcript is spliced from 11 exons. Gene Ontology annotation, cellular component: membrane. The record is from RefSeq and is a predicted model, not a curated record. Lineage: Eukaryota; Viridiplantae; Streptophyta; Lycopodiopsida; Selaginellales; Selaginellaceae. Bases 86 to 3700 code for a protein of 1204 amino acids. Gene Ontology annotation, biological process: calcium ion transmembrane transport; intracellular calcium ion homeostasis. Gene Ontology annotation, molecular function: ATP binding; ATP hydrolysis activity; P-type calcium transporter activity.